Messenger RNA from Acomys russatus (golden spiny mouse), 161 nucleotides. RefSeq names its product 40S ribosomal protein S29-like. Gene Ontology annotation, cellular component: ribosome; cytosolic small ribosomal subunit. Bases 6 to 161 code for a protein of 51 amino acids. Gene Ontology annotation, molecular function: zinc ion binding; structural constituent of ribosome. The record is from RefSeq and is a predicted model, not a curated record. The transcript has a single exon. NCBI's taxonomy places the organism in Eukaryota, Metazoa, Chordata, Mammalia, Rodentia, Muridae. Gene Ontology annotation, biological process: translation.
GCAAGAUGGGUCACCAGCAGCUCUACUGGAGUCACCCCCGGAAGUUCGGCCAGGGUUCUCGCUCCUGCCGCGUUUGCUCUAACCGCCCCGGUCUGAUCCGGAAAUGCCGUCAGUGUUUCCGUCAGUACGCAAAGGACGUAGGCUUCAUUAAGUUGGACUGA